This is a messenger RNA of Manihot esculenta (cassava), 1946 nucleotides long. RefSeq lists its product as uncharacterized. Gene Ontology annotation, molecular function: 3'-5'-RNA exonuclease activity. Lineage: Eukaryota; Viridiplantae; Streptophyta; Magnoliopsida; Malpighiales; Euphorbiaceae. The coding region runs from base 282 to 1685 and encodes 467 amino acids. The transcript has 11 exons. The record is from RefSeq and is a predicted model, not a curated record.
GACGGGACAGGACAAUUAUCUCCAGGAAUCAAUCCAUGGAUCUUAAUCUUUUCACUGCACAAUGCACGCUCCACAAAAGGUAGAUCAACUCUAUAAAAUCUAUGCAUCCCCGCGAGAGGGACUCAUGAAGUAAUCUCCAUCCACAAGUUGCAGUGACAAUCGCUUCUUUUUCGAGAAUUCUCCCCUCUACUCCUUUUAUUCCAUUCUGCUCUCGCCUUCUUCUCCUACUCUGGUUUUUUACAUAACAAGAGGAAGAAGAACAAAGUGGCCACAAUUCCAACAUGGUGGCGGUCGUGGAGUCUAAUGCUAAUUCGAACGCGGGGCAGUUGAAUUCUGCUGGGAAUGAAACUAAUGUUUUAAAUGGAACGAUUUCAAGAACCAGCAAUGGCUUAUUCUCACCAACAAUGACGGAGGAGCCCUCCAUUUCUUGUACCACUUUCAAUAUCCUGGCUCCUAUCUACAAGCGACUCGAUCACCAGAACCCGAGUAUCCGGGAAAGCGAUUUCAGGGCAUUCUGGUUCACCAGGAAUCAGAGGAUUUUGGAUUGGUUACUCUUCGAAAGGUCUUCCAUUAUAUGUCUCCAGGAAUUUUGGGUCGGCAAUGAAGAACUCGUGCAUAUGUACCAGGAGAGGCUUGGUGAUGCCGGAUAUAUAACCUUCCAGCUUGCCCGGACGAACAACCGAGGAGAUGGGUUGCUAACUGCUGUGCAUAAGGACUACUUCAGGGUUCUAAAUUAUAAAGAGUUGCUCUUCAAUGACUUUGGAGACCGUGUUGCUCAGCUACUGCAUGUUCAGUCAGCUGUACCCCUUGCGCAAAACCAAAAUGGAGAUGCUCAACAAGAAUUUCUUAUUGUGAAUACUCACCUCUUAUUUCCUCAUGAUUCUAGUCUAUCUAUUGUGAGAUUGCUUCAGGUUUACAAAAUACUAAAAUACGUGGAAACAUAUCAGAGAGAAAACAAACUAAGUCAUAUGCCCAUUAUUCUUUGUGGGGAUUGGAAUGGAAGCAAGCGUGGGCAUGUGUACAAAUUCCUUAGGUCCCAGGGAUUUGUUUCAUCAUAUGAUAUGGCUCAUCAAUAUACCGAUAGUGAUGCAGAUGCUCACAAGUGGGUCAGCCACAGAAAUCAUAGGGGUAACAUUUGUGGUGUUGAUUUCAUAUGGCUUCGUAAUCCUAUUAAAUCAAAGAAGCUGCUGGAGACAAGUUGGGCUGAAGCAGUGCUUGGAAUAAUAAAGGGUCAACUCCUGAGAGCUUCACUGAAUGAAAAUGAUGCAUUUGCAAUUUUUAAGGCUGAUGAACCUGGUGAUUGUAUAACAUAUUCAACAUUCUGUGAAGGACUCCGUCAGGUAAAUUUGAUUGGUCUUCCUUGUGGAUUGAGUUUCCAGCAGACGAAGGAUCUAUGGAUACUAGUAGACGUUGAUGGAAAUGGCAUUGUUGAUUAUGAAGAAUUUAUGCAAAGGAUUUGGAACUCUUCAUGUCUGGUGCAAGAGGAAGAUUGUACUUCAAAUACUGAGGACACUGCGCUAGGUGUAGAAGAAGAAGCUGUCGGCUUCACUGUAAAAAAUGCACACCUUUCCCCCCGUGAAGCAGAAAAAGGGAUGUGGCCCGAAAAUUAUUCUCUUUCUGAUCAUGCUCGACUCACUGUUGUGUUUUCAGCAGUAAGAAUGCAUAGCUCUCCGAAAAUCUUAUAAUCAACAAUGGCACACUUGUGAAUCAAACUAGCAUAAGAUGAUGUGUAGGGUAGAGUCCAGAGUUUGUAAAUGAGAAAUAACUAUGCAUAGUUGAUAGAUGGGAUGCCUGUGUCUCGGUGGAUUAAUGUUUACAGGUAAAAUUUUUGUAACUAGUUGUGUUAUAGAAUCAGCCAAAAUUUUCAGGCGGAGAACCAUGUAUUUUAGUUUUGAAUUGAAAUGUGAAAUGUUCAACAAAAGCUUAUUUUGCGCCUGCAAGGAUGA